CCGGGCCGGGCCGGCCCGGGGAGCGGCGGCCGCGGGGUCGGCCCCCGGCGCUCCGCCACCUUUUGUCUCCUUUUCUCCCGUUUAUUUUUCCCCGGAGCCCCCGUCCUGCUGGACGGGGAGGGUCGUUUGGGAGGCGCUGCUCGGUUCCGGGGGUGGCACCGCGGGUUGGUGCCGCGGGGCUGCCGGUGGGACCCGAGACAGAGCCCAGCCCUGCCCUGCCCGACACCUGCCCUGCCGGGGGAAAAAGCCGCUCCCCAGUCAGUGCUUUCCUGAAAUAGGGAGGAAGGUAUGCUUCAGCCACUGCAGCGAAGGAGCACUACCAAGUUUGGAAGCUUCUCUUAUUUGAAGAUCAGCAGUAAACAAAGGCAGAGUGAAGAAUUUGCCACGCCGUGACAGAAGGUAAAAGAAGGGAAAAAACCUGCAAGGAGAUCAGCCCAGCAGCAGAUAUUCCACACUUGUGGAAUCCAACGGCUUUGGGGGAUCUUUGUUACACUUCCAGAAGAACAAAUAACGCUGCCACACGUCCACAAUUGUGUCCCCUGAAGUCUGGUAGCAGCUGUAGUGUAGAUGGCUCAGCUUCCUCCUGGGAUCCGUUUCAUCACUUCAUUCUCACGAGAUCAGUGGUAUAGAGCUUUCAUUUUCUCUCUCACUUUCCUGCUGUAUGCCAGCUUCCAUCUAUCAAGGAAACCUAUCAGUAUAGUGAAGGGAGAGCUGCAUAAGCAUUGUGCAAGUCAAGUUGAACUUGACUCCUACAAAGAAUAUGCUGCCCAGAUCCAGCCUGUCAAAAAGCCAUUUAAUGCCUCUCAGUGUGGAUGGGAGCCAUUUGAUAAGAGCAACUACAAACAGCUACUGGGAGCGCUGGAUUACUCGUUUUUGUGUGCAUAUGCAGUUGGGAUGUAUUUAAGUGGACUCAUCGGAGAGCGGCUGCCCAUCCGCUACUAUCUGACAGGGGGGAUGCUCGCCAGUGGACUCUUCACUGCAAUGUUUGGAUUGGGUUAUUUCUAUAAUGUGCAUAAUCUCUGGUUUUACAUCAUGGCCCAGAUAGCCAAUGGGUUGGUGCAGACCACUGGCUGGCCGAGUGUCGUUACGUGUAUUGGCAACUGGUUUGGAAAAGGAAGGAGAGGUUUGAUCAUGGGAGUCUGGAAUUCACACACUUCAGUGGGGAAUAUCUUGGGAUCCUUGAUUGCUGCUUACUGGGUGUCCACGUGCUGGGGUCUCUCCUUUGUGGUGCCUGGGGUCGUCGUGGCUGUCAUGGGGGUUGUUUGUUUCCUGUUCCUUAUUGAACAUCCUAAAGAUGUCAGUUGCUCCUGCACACCGUCCAGUAGUUCUAAAACCUUCCUGAAUGGUGCCUCUCGGUGCAGAAUCCAGAUGCCAACCUUAAAUGCUAAGGAAAAUGGCAAACCUCAGGAUCCAGAGCUGCAGCAUUUACUCACAGACAGUGAGAACUGCAGCGUGUCACUGAGCUCCACUGGGGAAGGCAGGCAUGGGACAUCAGCCAUCAGCUUCCUUGGGGCCCUGAAGAUUCCUGGAGUUGUGGAGUUCUCCCUUUGUCUCCUGUUUGCAAAGCUGGUGAGCUACACUUUCCUCUUCUGGCUUCCCCUCUACAUCACAAAUGUAGAGCAUCUUGAUGCCAAAAGAGCUGGGGACCUUUCUACACUGUUUGAUGUGGGUGGGAUCUUUGGUGGGAUCUUGGCAGGUCUGAUUUCAGACAGGCUGGAGAAGAGGGCAUCAACCUGCGGGAUGAUGUUGCUGCUUGCAGCUCCCACACUAUACAUGUUCUCUGCAGUCAGUAAAAUGGGCCUUGAGGCUACUGUAGUGAUGCUGCUUAUCAGUGGUGCCCUGGUGAAUGGCCCUUACGCCCUGAUCACCACUGCUGUCUCUGCUGACUUGGGUACCCAUAAAAGCCUGAAAGGGAACGCCAGGGCCUUGUCCACAGUGACGGCGAUCAUCGACGGCACGGGAUCUGUGGGUGCAGCUUUGGGGCCUCUCCUGGCUGGCCUUAUUUCCCCUUCUGGUUGGAACAACGUGUUUUACAUGCUCAUGGUGGCAGAUGCAUGUGCCUUGCUACUCUUACUCCGUCUUAUCCAGAAGGAACUUCAGUGUCAUGCAGAUCACACCCUGUUCAAAGAGCACUGAGCUACCAGAGCUGGGAUGAGGAGUGUGCCAGUGGAUGGAGCUGCUCCCUGAAAACUCCAUGGGACACCUUAUUUUGUACUUAAAGAGUCUGUGUGUGUGAAGAGCCUUGCAGCUUUCCUGGGAGCAGUGUGAGACACGGUAGAUCCCUGAAGCUCUGAUUUUUGCACAUGAUUAAGUACCUCAGGAUGGCCACUGUUCAUCAGAGAAGAGAUGGGGACUUGGGGAAGGUUUUCAGCAGCACGCCUCAACUGAGCCAAAGAGGAAUACCAAGUGCCUUUUUUAUUUCUUUUGAUAGGAUGUUUUUAAUUGAAACCAUGAACUGUGUAUUUGCCAACAAUCAAGGCAAAGCUAGAGCAGGAGGAAGUUGAAAUUGUAACAGCCUGUGAGUGACUGUCCCAGGGUUAGUGAGCAAUGUGUCUCUUAUGUCAUCUUGUGUACACUGAGAGCAUCACUUUAUAGAGGACAAUAUCAGCUGGUUGUUAAGAUGUGCUGCUAUUAGGAUUUGAAGCUGCUCAGACAAUAAUCACCUGGCUGUAUUAUUAGUUUUUAGCUUUAGUGCUACUUCCCAAGGACAGCAGCCAGCCUUUUGGUAGGUUAUAAAAAAGAAUUUACUCUUGCUGUGUACUGCAGUUAGCAGUUUUUACAGAUCCUCUGGAUGAAUGCUAGUCCUCCAUUAGGAUUAUGCAAAAAAAAAAAAAGAAAAAAGAGUCCUAAGCAACAAAAAGCAGUUUAUGAGUCAGAAUUUCCAGUGAGGGCUCUAAUGAUUUUUCAGGGCAUUGUAAAUUGGUUGUGCAAACAUCAUGGAAUUGUGCUGCUCUGCCAGGCUGGGCUGACAUGAGAGGGGUUUCUUUGGGGUGGCAGAGAGCUGUGAGCUGUCCUGUGUUCAGCACCACAGGACUGAGCAGGGGGAGCUGCUUUGGUGCACAGGGGCACCAAACUGUUGGGUUCCAGUGCUGGUGUGUGCACGUGGAAGUCAUUGUCAGAUCUGAGCCUUCUUAUCCAGAAAUCUCUCUCAAGUGGCUCUGGGUUUCAGAUUUGGAGCCAGAAUAUCGAAGAAAAAUUACCUGUGUGGGUGGUAGUUUGGAAGAGAACAUUUGAGUACCUAGUGCUAUCCAGAAAAUAGAUGGUUUAAUAUCUUCAGAACAUAUCAUUUCUUUGUACAGCUGUCUGCUUUGCAAACAGAAUGUUUCUGUGAUUUUAUUUUUUUUUUAAGCUCUACAAAGUGAAAAGAAAUCUUUUUUUGUAUGGGGUGUUUAUACUUAGAUCACAAAGGUUAGGUAAUUUAAACUGUGUGUUGUCCUUAACUGUAUUUAUUAAAGCUCUAGGCCUUUGUCUUGCUCUAUGCUCUUAAGUUUUGUGAGACAGUGCAAGAGUCUUUGCACUUGAUUAGCAAAACACUUUAAAAGCCCUGCAAAAUAUUCAGGAAUGUCCCAUCAGCUGCUGCUAACACUUCAUUUCCAGGGCUGUUUUGGACCUCCUCAGUCUUUGAGUUGCUUCACUGGUUUGAUCCAGCACGUGCUUCAUGCUUGACCUGAGCAGGGUCAGAAUGGGCUCAUUUUUAGCUGCUUUGCUGAGCAGAGGUGCAGGGAUGACCCCACAGGGACUUAGGGAAGGUGCCAGGUCCUUGCAGGGAGCUCUAGGAGGGUCCUGUGCUUGCCCUUACCUGGGUGGAAGGUUGACCUCACACAUUUUGAGUAAACCAGGGGAGAUUCUCAACAGCUGAACUCAAAAAUCUGUGCUGUGCUUGGGUUGUGGUUAAAUGUGGCAGAAUUGUGCAGCAAUGUUACUUGAAAGGAUUUCCAUCCUCCUGGAGUGGGAAACUGCUCCUGGAAUGUCAAACUGCUCCUCUGUCCUCCAGGCUGAACCUGGGGCACUGCUGAAACAGCCUCUGAUGGGGCAAAAAUAACAUUGCAACCCCAAAACAGCUGUCCUGGCACAACUUCAGUGCCUGUGUGGGGAGGGAGAGAUGGAUGGAGGACCACUUCAGCUGGGGAUCCCAGUCCCUUCCCCAAAAAUAUGUGUAGAGCUUUAUACUACUUUACUGAAACAGUUCAAGCUCUGCUGUGCUCAGAUUUUGAGAAGCUGUGCCCUGUGGGCUGAAGUCUGAUGUUAAAAAGCUUUUGGUUGUGUUUCUGAAGAUGUUUAAGUGUGUUUUGGGUUUUACUUGUUGGGGCUGCUGCUGCUGUUAUUUAUUUAUUUAUUUGAAUAGCUUUUGCACUGCAGUGACUCAUUUUUGGGGUAAUGACAGAUUACAUUUCAGUUCCUCCAAGCUACAAAUUUGUUGGACAAAAAUAUUUGUUUUUCUAUUUUAGAAAACCCUAAAGGUCCCCCAGAUAGUGAAUAAACUGUGUUUUGUUAGUAUCAGCUGUUACAUCUGGAAAUGAGCAAGACUGACAAAAUUUUGCAUGUAAAAAUGUGAGUGACCAGUAGGUACAGCCAAAUUUAAAUGUGACUGCAGGGUUGGUUUGUUGGGGUUUUUUAAAUGCUGAUUAUUGUGAAUUUUAUCCAUUCACCCUCCUGUGUUGAAUAAAAAUAGAUUCUGUUCUAAACAGAGAA
Vidua chalybeata is the source of this 4692-nucleotide messenger RNA. RefSeq names its product solute carrier family 37 member 1 (gene SLC37A1). The coding region runs from base 568 to 2136 and encodes 522 amino acids. NCBI's taxonomy places the organism in Eukaryota, Metazoa, Chordata, Aves, Passeriformes, Viduidae. The record is from RefSeq and is a predicted model, not a curated record. Gene Ontology annotation, cellular component: endoplasmic reticulum membrane. The transcript has 21 exons. Gene Ontology annotation, molecular function: glucose 6-phosphate:phosphate antiporter activity. Gene Ontology annotation, biological process: glucose-6-phosphate transport; phosphate ion transmembrane transport.